AUGCCGCCCGGCAGCUCGAUGGCGGCCGAGGUGGGGCGUCUGCGCAACCUCUUCGUCACGCGCACCUUCUCAAAGACGUGGGGCCUCCCCUCCCUCCGGAUCGGGUACAUCCUCUCCGCCGAAGAGAACAUCAACGCGCUCUGCUGCGUGCGCGGCCGCCCGCGCGCCACCGUGGCGAGGGUGCGCGGCCCGUACGACAUCAACCAGCUCGCCGUCGUGGCGCUCCGAGCGGCUCUCGACGACCCGCAGUACGUAUCUGACUUUGUCGCGGAGCACAACAACAAGGCGCGCCCUGCGCUCGAGGAUUUCCUCGCCGAGGCGGGCGUCGCCUUCUGGCCAUCGGCGGCCAACUACGUCUUUUGCUACUUCCCCGACCCGACCGCCACCGAGAAGGCGCUGCGCAUCCUCGUCCGCCCGAAGAAGGACGCAAGCGGCACUCUCGGGCUGCGCGUCUCGAUCGGCACUCUCGCUCAGACCGAGCGGCUCAUCGCAACCCUCCGCCGCUUUCUGUGA
This is a messenger RNA of Emiliania huxleyi CCMP1516, 513 nucleotides long. RefSeq lists its product as hypothetical. The transcript is spliced from 3 exons. NCBI's taxonomy places the organism in Eukaryota, Haptophyta, Isochrysidales, Noelaerhabdaceae. The coding region runs from base 1 to 513 and encodes 170 amino acids. Gene Ontology annotation, biological process: biosynthetic process. The record is from RefSeq and is a predicted model, not a curated record. Gene Ontology annotation, molecular function: pyridoxal phosphate binding.